Molecule: messenger RNA, 1648 nt
Organism: Paramacrobiotus metropolitanus
Lineage: Eukaryota; Metazoa; Tardigrada; Eutardigrada; Parachela; Macrobiotidae
Exons: 5
Coding region: 474-1334 (286 amino acids)
Source: RefSeq, a predicted model, not a curated record
GGUCUAUGACACUCUGCUUGCAGUAUCGUACUUUAAGCCGAAAGAUGCUUUUUGAAUUUUCUUGUGCAUUGCACUAGAGCUGUUCCUAAAAUAUUAUAACGUAAGGAUAUGUUCUCAAUUUUCAGUGCGCUUAAUGCGCUCCCUUCAUAUUUUCCUUUCGUCGUGAAUUGUAGCCAAUUUUUACCUUUAUUUACGUAUACUGGUAUACGCAAGAAAACCUUGAUUUAAGAUUUUCUGGUAUUGAAUGGGUUUUGGUAGAUACCUUCUCAAAAGUACAUUUGACGAUGCGCGUGUACUUCUUCCUGCUGAUUACUACAAUUUUAACUGGAGGACGAGCAGCGUAGAUGCUGUGCGUACUUCCUGCUUUUAUUUGUUUUCACCAGACGAUUAGUUAAAUUAAAAGAAUUGUGUUGACGAGAACAACGGAGAGAUUAUACCUCCCUACUGCUGCGGAUACCUGAAACGUCACGUUCAUGGAGAGUAUUUCCGUGUCUCCAGCGGACAUUGAUUACCUAUACGUCGUGGAUCGUACGUGCACUGAGGACGCGAGCACAACUGAUGGUAAUCAGGAAACAGCUGAAUAUUCCCCGACGUGCUCAACAGCUGCGUUGUCCCUUUGUCUUGGGAAGAACUUGAAACUGCAAGUAGUGAAGCACAAAAGGAGAUUGUACGCUUUGAAUUCUGCCCAUUUGUCGAUGAUCAAACGGUCGUACAGCCUCGGAAGCUGCGCUGUUGUGCCGGUAACAGUCAUUCCUUCUUCGCUUGUACCUGAAGCCGUAAUACGGCUCUUGGACGGCAUUAACAGUCAUCACGACGCCAUUAUUAAUAAACAUACAGAUGAGGAAACUGCAUCGAAAGGCAUCCGCCAAUCAAGCAAACCUUCUCCGCGUGCUACUACCACCCAACGGAAAACGGACGGACCAAAUGCGAAAGUAACGCUUUACGAUGAGCUGGAAGAGGAUGUGCUGGAUGCUGAGGAAAGCGCACAGGUGUACGAAUGGGAGCCAAAUGACAUUGAAGACGAAGAGGAAUCCAUAGAAAGCAAUGGAGAUGAAGACACCAUUCUGUGUGCCGUCUGCGAACAAGUAUUCGAAACUAAACAGGACCUAAACAAUCACCGGGCAAAAAAGCGGCACUACUUUUGCAGCUUGUGCGAAGACAUUUUCUUCAAUCCAGCGCAACUGCAGCUCCACAAAACAAAGACAGAGCACUUUUCGGACGACGAAGGAGACGAUGUGGAUGACAACCAUGCAUAUGGAACAGAAUACCAGCUCCGAACAUCAAAUAAGAACCAGAUGAUUGCGGUAGAGAGCGAAAUCGAAAGCCUUCUAUGACGCUAAAGCGGGAUGCUUCUUCUUCAGUACCGGUGAUUUUAUAACAUAAAUAUACCUGCGAAAGAAUUGGGGGAGUACUUAGUUCUGUUUUUCUGUUCAGAUAGUUAACCGUAAAACCAAACGGGUAUUGUUUUGUGUUCCGGAAGCUGAUCCAUCUUUCAUGGUCUUUUCAUUUUAAAGUUAGAAUGAAUGCUUAUUUAAAGGCAUGAGUAGUUUCUUGCUUUUUUAUGCAUAAUUGACAGGAUUAUUUUGUUACAGAAGCAGAAUGUCGGUUGCGGUAAUUUUUGUACAUUGACUAUCAAUCGUAAAGAAAA